This is a messenger RNA of Aspergillus piperis CBS 112811, 640 nucleotides long. Its product is annotated as putative dUTPase. The record is from RefSeq and is a predicted model, not a curated record. The coding region runs from base 82 to 639 and encodes 185 amino acids. The transcript has a single exon. Lineage: Eukaryota; Fungi; Ascomycota; Eurotiomycetes; Eurotiales; Aspergillaceae.
CCUCGCGAGCACCCCUUAUCUUGCACAGACAAUUCUCCAUAUGAUGAUUGCCACCACCACCCUUACCACUCAAACCGCAUCAUGAUCCUCAGCGGACUUGAAGUCGUCACCCGCCAGCUGAUGCGGAAUCUCCGCGGUGCCACCCAACAACAACCCUGCGGCGUUGAUCUCACCCUUCGUCAGAUCUCCAAAUGGACAUCCGCAGCAACUAUUGACUUCGAUAAUACGAAGCGCCAGGCAGCCAGAACCUCUAUCUUGCCGUUUGAUAACGCAAGUCACGCCAUUACACUGCCACCAGGCGCUUAUUUGGUCGACUUCAACCAAACCGUUCACGUUCCACGGGACUGCAUGGGCAGCAUUUUCGCGCGGUCAUCUCUCUGGCGCUCUGGGGUGGGGAUUACGGCGGGUGUUGUCGACGCCGGGUAUGAAGGUGCUCUCGGUGCCCUGAUGGAGGUCAAGAAUCCCCACGGCGUCGUUCUGUAUCGAGAUGCCAAGCUCGCGCAGAUUGUCUUUGAGGAGUUGAGCGAAGAGGUGGAAGGAUAUAAUGGUAUCUACCAGGCUUCCACGAGCAGUGUUGGGCGUGAUGGAACGGGUCAGACUUCAAACACUCAAGCAGGGGAUACUAUACUAGAAAGGUGAG